AUGACUGGUCUCAUCGCUGAUGCCCGUGCGCAAGUUUCCCGUGCACACAGAGAAGCGGCAGAUUUCCGUUACAAGUUCGGUUACGAGAUCACACCUGACGCGCUUUCACGGCGGUUAGCUAACAUCAACCAAGUGUACACACAACGGGCUGCUAUGCGACCUCUGGGUAUCUCAAUGAUCAUCAUUGGUCUCGAUCCCGAGGCUGGUCCUCAAUGCUUCAAGCUCGAUCCUGCCGGCUACUUCGUCGGCUUCCACGCCACUGCAGCUGGACAAAAGCAGCAGGAAGCAAUGAAUCAUCUCGAGAAGAAGUGGAAAAAGCUUGACUCAGGCCGCGGUGCAGAAGAUGCGGUGAAGGCAGGUCAAACACUUAGCAGAGCAGAGAUGGCGAUCGAGGCACUCUCGACUGUACACGCAACAGACUUCAAGGCCGGCGAAGUCGAAAUUGGUAUUGUGUCCUCAGCUGAGGAAGAGAGCCCAAAGACACGAGGGCAAUGGCGCGCUAUGGACGAGGCCGAGAUCGAGCAGCAUUUGUUGGCAUAUGCAGAGAAGGAUUGA
Messenger RNA from Fibroporia radiculosa, 555 nucleotides. RefSeq lists its product as uncharacterized. The transcript is spliced from 4 exons. The record is from RefSeq and is a predicted model, not a curated record. NCBI's taxonomy places the organism in Eukaryota, Fungi, Basidiomycota, Agaricomycetes, Polyporales, Fibroporiaceae. Bases 1 to 555 code for a protein of 184 amino acids. Gene Ontology annotation, cellular component: proteasome core complex, alpha-subunit complex; cytosol; nucleus.